Messenger RNA from Emiliania huxleyi CCMP1516, 1341 nucleotides. RefSeq lists its product as hypothetical. The coding region runs from base 1 to 1341 and encodes 446 amino acids. The record is from RefSeq and is a predicted model, not a curated record. Gene Ontology annotation, molecular function: protein binding. The transcript is spliced from 4 exons. NCBI's taxonomy places the organism in Eukaryota, Haptophyta, Isochrysidales, Noelaerhabdaceae.
AUGAUGCAGCAGCCAUCAGUGCCCAGGGCGCAGCACGGCCUGCCUCGCAAGGACAUUCCCCACGCAUUUGUCUGUCCGCUGUCUGCCAGGCUGAUGCACGAUGCGGUGAAGCUGGGCGAUCGCUCCUUCAGUCUGCACGGCUUGUACAGCCGGUCAAAUUGGCGGCCGUACUCGCUGCUUCCCAAACCGGACCACACUCUCCGCCACCUGGUGCAUGAGUGGCUGUGCGACCUGUUUGGAGGAGUCACGUUGCAACUCCACAUCGCCGCCGCCGCGCCAAGAGGGCCUGGUGCGGAGGACGCGGCGACGGCCGCGGCUCUCGAGGCGCGCGACGAGGUGGGAGCGCUGGGGAUCGCGGCGGCGGGUGGCACGGCACCACUUGUGCAGCUGAUGGAUCGAGGCGGGGGACAGACCCGCCACAUCGCGGCUGUGGCACUGCUUGCGCUGGCGGCGCACCCCGCCAACAAGGCCGAGAUAAGCGCCACGGGCGGCUUGCACGCGUUCGUCGUCCUGCUCUCGACGAGGAGCAGCCCCGACCACACCAAGCGGGUGGCGGCGACAGCGCUCCAUCUGCUGGCGUACGACCACUCUGAAAACCGGGACCUGCUGGCGGCCGAGAACGCCGCGCCGCCCCUCAUCGCCCUGCUCCGCACGAGCCCGUCCGAGGCGUCGCGCCUUGCGAGCGUCAAGGCGCUGCGCCAGCUCUCGAUGGACCACGCCAACGCGCGGUCCCUCGUCGCUGCUGGCGUCGUCGGCCCUCUGAUGCAGCUCUUCUUUUCGAACUCCAGCGCAGAGACGCUAGGCGAGGCGUCUUCGGUGCUGUGGCACCUCUGCAUGGAGCCGAGCAGCCGAGCGGCCGUCAUGGCCGCGGGGGGGCGGACGCUGUGGUGGCUCUACAAACCUUACAAGGCGUCCGAGGCCACCAAAGCCAACAAGGCAACAAGGCGUCCGAGGCCACCACCAAAGCCACGCGCCGAGGCGGGCUCGUCCCUCUCCCACCCCCCGUCCGACAGCCCCCCGUCGCUGCUCCGGCUCGACACGCCGAGCACGCCGACCUUCUCGCCGCUGCGCCCCACCUCUUCGGAGGCGGUCUUGCUGGAUGACGCCGCCCGCGCCGCCAGUCUGGUCAUGACGCUGUCGAGCCAGCCUUCCGACAGCCACCGAUGCCGUCCGAGCCCACCUCCCCGGGGCAUGCUGGACGCUGUGCUCGCGGCGGUCGAGGGCUUCGACCCUUCGACGGCCGAACGCCGCCCCGCGGGCGACCAGCUGGCAAGGAAGCGGCAGGCGCGGUCGCGCUCCAUUUCCCGCAAGCUCAAGCAAGCGAAAGCGGGACAGAUCUAG